AUGCUGCCUGACAUAAAUUUCGGGCCGAGAGUCAGCAUGCUAUGCCGUGGCGGCCGUGUCCUGACGAUGCUGCGAAUGAUCGGCGGGAUAGCAACAGCCAUCACAUCUAUAUACGUUGCGGUUGCAAGAGACGGGCACAACUUGGGCGAUGUUGCAUACACGAGCCUUUGGUGCUUCGCACUGAUUGGAGGCGCUGUCCUCUUCAUGGUGUGGCGCCAUAUGUCAAAAAUGCCCAAUGCCUAUUCCUUUCUCUCCAUCGUAUUUUUCUACGCGACUCAAGCCACAUUACUCGAGGGCCCAGGCCUAGUCCUCGACGGUAUCCUUCCGGUGCUCCCCCUCGUUGUCGUCUCAGGGUCGUUCCUCGCCUCACUCUUCUUGAGCUUCUACAAAAACAUGUCCAGUACACAAGCCGAUGUGGAGCAAUCCGCCUGGGACAUGGCUGCGUCUUGUCUGGUCUAA
Colletotrichum costaricense is the source of this 459-nucleotide messenger RNA. RefSeq lists its product as uncharacterized. NCBI's taxonomy places the organism in Eukaryota, Fungi, Ascomycota, Sordariomycetes, Glomerellales, Glomerellaceae. Bases 1 to 459 code for a protein of 152 amino acids. The record is from RefSeq and is a predicted model, not a curated record. The transcript is spliced from 3 exons.